Messenger RNA from Punica granatum (pomegranate), 1196 nucleotides. Lineage: Eukaryota; Viridiplantae; Streptophyta; Magnoliopsida; Myrtales; Lythraceae. The record is from RefSeq and is a predicted model, not a curated record.
UGGAAGGGGAACUUCCUCCUCCGUUCCAAUCGUCACCGCAGUGGUCUGACAGUCCUUUGUUUUCCUUUUGUAAUGGACGCACUAAGUGGCGGCGCCGCCGGAAACGGCGGGCUGUGGGGGUGGAAACGGCCGCCCUUGAACGGGAAGUCAUCGGACUCGAGCAAGAGGAGCUCGAAGCCCUCCGACUCCGCGGAGGCGGCCGGGAGGACCGGCUACCAGUUCCCGCUCAAACAGGCUUUGACGGCCGGCUCGCUUGCCCUAGCCGGCGACACGAUCGCUCAGGUCAGAGAGCGAUGGAGGCGGCGAAAGCAGCUUCACCGAGGCGCGGUCCCUGAAUCGGACAGCACUGAAGCUGAGGACGUCUUGCAGAUCCUUUUCUCAGAACAUGAUUGGCUUCGGUCCCUUAGGAUGACUUCCUACGGGUUUCUCUUCUAUGGCCCCGGUUCUUAUCUGUGGUAUCAAUAUCUUGAUAGGAGCAUGCCCAAACAAACAAUCCAGAAUAUAAUGCUAAAGGUCUUGCUGAACCAAAUCGUGCUUGGGCCUUGUGUUAUAGCAGUUGUUUUUGCAUGGAACAACUUAUGGCAAGGAAAGCUCUCACAGCUUCCUGAUAAAUACCAGAAAGAUGCUCUUUCCACGCUACUCUUUGGAUUUAGAUUUUGGAUUCCUGUCAGCGCGAUUAAUUUUUGGGUGAUCCCUCUUCAAGCGCGUGUGGCUUUUAUGUCCCUUGGUUCCAUCUUCUGGAACUUCUGCUUGUCCACAACUAUGAGCAAGUAGCUUCAUAUGCGAUAAGUUGUGAGAACCUCGACUUCAGCUGGAAAUAUUAAAGGGGACGAAAAGAUUCAUCUUUCACUUUCCAGGCUGCUUACGUACGCUUGAACGUGCACCGCGGGAGCGACCUCAGCAUGUUGUCUCAGAAAAUGAGGAUUUCUUUGAUUUAAGCGCAAGUCAAGCAUACUCAUCAGCUGAUUCAUUUCCCAAGUCGCUGCUUUGUAGAUUUCUAUUUGGUUUAGAAAGCUGAAUGGCUAUGGUGCUGCUACUGUGGACAGAUGCUGUAAUUUUGUGCAUCAACUCAAACAUGUCGCGUGUUGUCAAAUUGCUUUGCGGGGUCACGAACCCAUAGGCUAAAACGUGUACUUAUUCAGGUGUAUUAACCUUGAGCGGCCUAUCCAUUUAUAGAUGUUCUUCCUAUUUGUUUA